Messenger RNA from Macrobrachium nipponense, 8529 nucleotides. Its product is annotated as vitellogenin-like. Gene Ontology annotation, molecular function: lipid carrier activity. The record is from RefSeq and is a predicted model, not a curated record. NCBI's taxonomy places the organism in Eukaryota, Metazoa, Arthropoda, Malacostraca, Decapoda, Palaemonidae. Gene Ontology annotation, biological process: lipid transport.
UGAAACAGCUCGUUAUUCUCAUCUUACUCUCCUGUGUAGUUAUCUCUGUGCAUCGCAUCGCAAGAGUAUAGUAACUGUGUAGUAUAGCAGUUCGUGUGUACUUUACCUUGGGCAUAAAGCAACUUCUGUGCACUACUGUUUGAGCGUUUAGCUACCAAGGCGUAAAGCAAUUCUUUUGCAUUGCUCCUCACCUUUUCAUCAGCCAGAGUGCAGAGCAAUUCACGUGUAUACAGCACUUCGAGUGUAUAUAGCAAUGUCAGUGCACGCAGUUCGAGUGUACUGCAACUUCUGAGCCUAUUGGUUCACUCUCAUCACAUUUUAUUGCAUGUAUCGUAUCGAUAUCAAUUCAAAUCUUGCGCACAGUGACGAAGGUGCAUAGCAGUAACCCCUGCGUUGAGAGGCCAGGCCCCGUGCGUAGGUCUAUAGCAACACCUCAGGUGCAGAGCAGCAGCAUCCUUUUGACAAGUGCAUAGGACUUCCGUCGUGAAAGUGCCCAGAUUGAUUUUACAAUCUUGGCGUAUGCCAUUCCCUGGAACAUACAAAGAAAGCCCGCGCUGCGUCCACUAACAACGAAUAUUAUAUUGUUCGCAACAGCAUGCAGGCAAGAUGCGUCUAAGUCUUGGGACAUGUUUAUUGUUGCUCUACAUCUCGUCUCUCUCUGAUGCUACGGCGCCUGGACCUCCUGAAUAUCCCCUGUGCUCUAGAGACUGCCCCAUCACCGGCUCUCCAAAGCUCUCGUAUAAGACAGGGAAGACCUACUUGUAUCUCUAUACUGGAAAGUCUCAAGUCCACCUUCAGGAUGUGAACGGGGGCGCAGUGGAGACUUCCUGGAAAGCCGAGGUCUCCUUGUCUUGGCUCAGUCCCUGCGAUGUGGCCAUCUCUGUCAAAAACCCAGUUAUUGAUGGCGGUGCAAGCCAUCCAUCAGCGUCUUCUAUAGAAAGAUACGCCCUGGUAGUUGCUAUUUUUGAUGGCCAAGUCCAACACGUCUGCAGCCACCCGGACGAAGACUCCUGGUCCUUGAAUUUCAAGAAGGGGAUCGCUUCGGCCUUUCAAAACUCACUUCCUACUCUCUCCACCGUCAACACGGGGUUGCAAUUCACCGAGAUCGACGCUGUGGGGAACUGCCCGACGAAGUACAGCGUGAGAAAUCGACUGCAAAAAACCUUCGUCACCAAAGAGAAGGACCACCGUCGUUGCCACGACCACUACCUGACGCGAGCGGGAAACCCAGUCGCUUGGCUCAAGGGGUCACUCCCAGUGGAGGAGUCCAAAUCGACCUGUGAGCAAGUCAUCGUGGGGAAGAUAUACAUCAAAAUAACCUGUUCUGAUAAGAAAACGAUUCGCCCACUUUACGGCUCUUACAAGUAUAUAGAGGCCCAAAUUGGGUCAGACUUCAUCCUUCGUUCCGCAGACGCCCCAGCGCCUUCUUCUUUGACUAGUCUCAAGGGCAAUAUACUGGAGGAGAGCCUCCUGUACGACCACAAGACCCCCAAAAAGGACCCGUCACUCAUAACCCAUUUGGAUGACAUUUUAAGUCAGAUUUGCAGCGUAUCUGGAAACUUAGUUCAACGUGACACAGCUGGCUUAGUAUCGCAGGCCAUUUUCUAUCUUAAGCAAGUUCCAGAUUCAGCUAUCCCGGCGGUUCUGAAUAAAAUUCGCCACGGCAAUUACUGUGUUCAUUUCAAGCCUCUUGAGAGUAUCUUCCUGGAUGCUAUUGCCUUUGUAUUUGAAUCAGGAGCUGUGAGAGUCAUGGUCGAUGAAUUAGUUAGGAAAGAAGUGUCAAAAGGAAGACACGCUUCAUACAUUGCUGCUCUGCACUUGACUCAUCGGCCUAACCUGGAAGCUGUCAAUGCAGUUAUGAGCUUAUUCAACGGAACCAAGUCUUUACCUCAAACCACUCUUGCAGCUGCCUCGCUGGUCAACAAUUACUGCCGACUUCACCUAAACUGUGAGCGAGAAGCUCCGAUACAACAAAUUCUGGUAACUUUAGGAGACAUCAUUGAAAGGGACUGUGAAUACACCAGCGACGACGACGCGCAAGAGGCUGCGUUAGCUCAUCUGAAAGCUCUCGGCAAUUUUGGUAUCAUCGACACCCAUUACGCCAGGGUUGUCAUCAGGUGCUUGGAGAGGGUGGAGGCCAACACUUACGUCCGCAUAGCAGCGGCCGAAGCCUUUAGGAAUGCCAGAUGUCAGAGAGAAGCAACGACGCAGCUAUCAAGUAUUGCGGUGGAUAGUGACAUAGACACCGAAGUCCGCAUUGCGUCCUAUUUGCAAGCUGUUAGAUGUGCUGAUGAAAGUGAUUUGUUAAUGAUGAUAGAAAAAAUGACGAAAGAGUCUAGUACACAAGUUCGCAGUUUUAUUCUAACUCAUCUGCUGAAGAUUCAGACGUCAAGAUCCUCCAGGUACGAAAAUCAAUGGAGAAUCUUAAGAGAUGUUGUGAUUCCAACUAAUUUCACGUCUGACUUUCGGAAAUAUUCCAGGAAUAGCGAAUUCGCCCAUUACUCUUCACUCUUCAACGCUGGCUUUCACAUUGAUUCCAAUAUCAUUUAUGACACAGCUUCCUACUUCCCUCGGUCAGUUGGCGUCAAUGUCACAGCAGACGUUGGGGGAACAUCUCUGAACUUGGGGGAGUUCGGUGCUCGUAUCAAAGGCAUUGAACCAACUCUGGAAGCCUGGUUUGGUCCCGAUGGGUAUUUCCGUCAGACUUCAUCCGGAGGAAUACUGCGCGAUGUCACUUCAUUUGCUCGCAAUGAAGGCAGAAGAAUUAUUGAAGAGCUGGAAGAUGGCAUCAGACGAAGGCGAUCGAUUGACUACUCAGCCAUACUCCUCUUUCUUGAGAAACUUUACGGUGGGCCAAAAGAAAAAGUGCCGCAGUUUGACGCGUUUGUGCGAUUAAUGGGCCAAGAAAUAUACUACUCCUCAGUUAAGGGAAAGGUUUAUGAUGUUGAUACUGACAGAAUGAUUGAAUCUUUACUUGAUCUAGCUAGAAAACUGAUUGAAGAAAUAAGGAAUAUGGAUAUUUUUACGACUCAUACUGCUCAAAUACGCUUUGAUUACUCACUACCCACCAUCCACGGAGUUCCUCUCAAACUUGAAAUGGAAGGAACUGCAGUUAUGGGAUUGAAAAUCAAUGGUAAAAUAGAUUUACAUAAUCUCUUGUCAUACAUGAGGCACAGUAAAGCCACGUUAGCCAUCGCUCCCAGCAUUUCUGGCACAUUCGAGGCUUUCGUCGGCUAUGACAGUUACUGCAAAGAAGGAUUCAAGAUUGCAACCAGUGUGUAUAGUAAGGAGGACAUUUCACUGGUUCUCCAGACGACACCUGAAGGAGAGCUUGAGCUUGGACUGGACUUUCCUGAAAAGACUGAGCUGCUCAGCUUUGAAAAUGAGAUUUACUUAAUGAAAGCCAUAAGAGGAAUUCCUGAGCAGAAGGUCAUUCCUUCUUCCCUCAAAGAUGUUCGAAUCGAGGCGAACUCAUGCAGUCAGCAUCUGGAACCAAUUUUGGGAAUGAAAAUUUGCUAUGCCAUCAAUGCCCCGAACAUAUUAUUGGCCGAAGGAUUUCCUCUCGGCCAGAAAUCUGUUGUGAAGCUGUCCAUGGAGAAGACUGACUCCUCCAUGACUGGCUACCACGUGAAAGCUCAUGUGAAAAAUACUCACGACGAAAAGACAGUGCUGCUGCUUCUGAGGGUCUGCAACUUCCUUCCAGUGAAGGAGAGAAGAGCCAAGCUCGAGUACUUCCUGGGGCGUGGCUGCCACCGCCUGUCGGCUGCCAUCGAAUCCCCGAGGAUGGAGAGCAGCUUUUCAGUCCAGGCAGAAAGUCAGGAAGAGGAGAAAAAUGUCGAUGUUGUUGUCAGAUACAAGGUAGAUGGAAGUGAGGCCCAUCGCAGGAUAAAGAUAAUUUCCCACACCUCUGGAAACAUAGUCGAAAAGAGGACCGAUGUGAAAGUCUUCUUCAGUCCCACUCUGAAUAUGACUUCAACGUCCCUGGUUGCAGAGACGAGAUUCUACUGGAAGUCCAGUGGCCUCACUCAGGCCAUUGAAGUUGUGGCUAAGACAAGUCAUGUUUUGAAAGAACAAAUUAUUAUCGACUUUGAAUCUUCCAGCGACUGGACCCUGAGACCUUACAAGGCCAUACCUCUGAAAAUAACGCCGCGCAAAUUUGAGCUCCAAGUUGCUCUGAGAGGCUGGAAGUUGGUUUCCUUCGUCAGGAAACCCAAAGGAUUCACCUACGAGUCCUCUUUGAAACUCACGAAGCUAAGAGACGAGAUUUUACUCUUAUCAGGGACACAUGAAGUGAAAGGGUCAUUGGACGACCUUUUUACUUUUAAAACGGCUCUGAAAGCGAAAGUGAGAAGUGAGCUUUACAAAGCAGCCAUAGACAUACUGAAUGAGAACAUCCAGUUUGGCGUUGCCAUAAAUGUGAUGCAUCCAGGUAGCCAGAAGAAAAUCUGCGUGAUAGAUCUCAUGUCUGGACGGAUUGGCGAAACUUCCACCUCAACAAUUUUGGUGGAUAUUCCAAGUUACCUGAAGCCUAUUCACCUUGAAAACACAUUCACAAGCCAAAGAGCCAACGAGUUGGAGAUCAAGUCCAGCCUCAGGCACGGAGACCAUCUGCUUUUGGAGAUUUCAGGGCCUCUGUCAUUCAGCGCGUCACUGCAUGCGCUUUCGUUCGAAGGGAACAUGAAUAUAACAACCCUGACAGCAGGCCCUUACGACGCCUACGUGGCCGUGACGUUUUCCCAGGUCACUCAGCUGAUCUCUAUGGACGUGAGGAGUCGCAACACCAAAGUCUUCGCCCUAAACUGGAACACUGAUGCCGAGUACCCCAACAAUACCGUCUACGGCAUCGAACUGUUCGUCCCUACUUUGAUUGACAACGAAUUGUAUCUGAUCAUUUCCGCAAGUCACGUCACCAUCUUGCUGAAUCACCAGUGGUUCCCUGGUACCCCAUACCCGCGACGCAUGAAAGGGCUCGCAGAUCUCAACGUAUCUAACAAGACUCUGAGCGCCGAUUUCUCCUGGGAUGCUGACCGUUACCCCUACAAAAAAUUAAGUCUGGAUCUGGCCUUGGUCAUGGACCCUUCAGACUCCGAGCAAACCACUAUUAGUGGGGACAUCAAGUUCUUGGGUAAGAGGUAUCAAGUAAAACUGACUGAUUCCAUUGAUGGAGACGAAGGUUCUGAAUCAACAGAGAGGAGCAUCGGCCUUUCUUUAACGUUACCAACUCGUAAGACAAUCGCCACACAGGUAGAUUUCAAAGUAGAGCAAUUACCUUCUUCCAUCAAACUGGAGACAAUUGUCUCCCUGACGACUUUGGCGAAGAAGCACUAUAAUAUGAAAGGGAUGUUGCACGUUCAGAGCCCUCACAGUUCCUCUGCAUUCAAGAUAGCGACUGAGGUGAAAUUCAUACCACCUGAUGGUCAUGAAACGAAAUGCUUCAUAGAGGCGGUUCACUCUCCCAAGCCUGCAGGAAGCGAGAUUUUUCUGAAGGUAAAGGCUUCUAACCAUGCCAUUCAUAAUCCUCUGAUAAUGGAAAUGGUGCUGCACAAUGAAGCCCACUCGAGCAAGAUGGAUUUCACUGUGGAGACCGACAGGAAAAACUCGGUACUCACUUGGGAUCUUCAGUUCUACCCCGGAACUCGCAUUCGCGACGUCAACGUCGUCAUGAGACUGGACUCAGUCGUCGACCUGCUGAGAACCAUAAGGGAAAUGACCGACGCGGGACUGCACAUAGACGGAAGGGACGUGACGAGUCUGCUCAGAAUAACCGAACCUCUGAUCUACAGAGUUGGGUACAACAAGUCUGCUCCUCACUUGCAUGCCGUCUGGUUCCACUCCCCGUCUCAGGCGAUGGAAGCGGAGAUGACUCUCUCUCCUGAUGAAUACAGUUUCAAAUUCUAUCCAGAAAGGGAAAGACGCGACGCACGUUACGAAGUUUCAUCUCUCUAUUUGUCCUCUUGGAACGAGACACAUUCUCGGUGGCAAGGCUGUUUAAGUCAUCCACGCCUGAGCAAGGAUAUUAAGGUUACUGCUAAUUACAAAAAAGGAGGGAAAAUACGAUUAGGAACAUUGGAAGUUGAUAUAUUUCCUGACAUAGCAGACAAAAUUUCUGGUUCAGUGGAAUCUUUGCAGCUCUCUGAAAACAGUCAUCAGCACGAGGCAAAGAUUACAACUAGAGUGUUGACUGAGCACCCAAAAGUCAUGGUUAUUACAGCCAAUUCACCACAAAUGAAAGGACUUGAUAUCAGCUUCAACCUAAGACCAGUGGCACUUGCAACAGCUCUUAAGUACAGAUCCACUCCCGAAGAAAAUGGUGCUUUUUCAUUUUACCUCAAGUCUGGAGGACGCAUGAAUGCAGAUGUAACUGGGUCGUUGAAACCCCUGAAGAGCUAUAACUGUGAAGGCUUGCUAAUAACAGCAAUAGCAGAUAUUCCGGUAAUAGGGAAGCAUGACAUCCAGACCACUGUCUGCCAAAGGGCUUAUGUGGAAAUGAGUGUGAAGGUUCAUGGGGAGAACAGAAUUAUUUACAAGGCAAUGCUGGGACUCCAGGAUCCUAAUAACCUUGAGUUUGGCUUUUUUGAGAAAUCAGUAAAUUCUAGUGAGCAGCCAGUGGUACUGCUCCAGUCUCACUUGACAACCCCUUCCCUUUUAAGUUUCGAUUAUGUCUUCAAAUAUCCAGAAGCCUAUAGACUAUGGAAUACAGCGUGGACAAAACUCGACAAAGUUCGCCAAGGUGUGAGACUGUAUUUCUUAAGGACUUAUGCUUACCUGUUCUUGGAGGCUGAGCAAAAGAGAAUCAGCUUUCCACCCCCCAAAAUGGUUGUCCUCUACAAAGAAGCUGUCCAAGAAAUAACAAAGAUUUACCAAGAUCUUGUCAGGGACGGACUUAUUCAAAGAUACAAGGGCCUCCUCCAGUCACUAAAAAGUCCCAGAGAAAUAUACAUAAAAAAUAUACUGAAGUGGACCUGGUCUCACAUUGAAGGCUUGCGUAGAAUCAUGGAGAACUACAUGCUGACAGAAAUACUGGCAUGGAAAACGGAAUUCAAAGAGGUGGCUGACUUUCUCGCUAAAGGUAUGCGGGACAUGGCUGACUUAGUCGAGAAAGGAGAGGUACCCGCAGAUAUUCAAAAACUUCUAAAAGACCUUGAAACAACGUACUUAGUCCAAGCGAUCAAGAACGACUUGAGGGCCUUAGUUUCUCUGCAACCUGAAGAAUCGAGGGGUUUCCAGCAAAUCCUUUCCAAGACUGAAGCUGCGCUUCGUGCAGACCUUGUGAAAUUGCAAAAACACCUUUUGGGAAUUCCCUCUACUCAGGAACUUCUCAAAUGGAUUCGUGAAAAGGAUGGCCGCUGGAUAGAAAGGGCAACAAAGAUGUUUGUGGCGAGACUUAUACAGCAGUUAACUUUCUUUUCACUUGAUGUCAGAAACACCGAAACUAAACUCCAGCUGCCUUUAAGCAAACCCGUGUAUUCUCUCUCCCAACUCGCUCAAAGAGCCUCCCUUAGUGAGCUGCUCCGGAACGUAGUGUUUUCCUACUACGUUUCCAUCCCACCCACCCUCAGUGAGCUAAUAUGGGCCUAUUACAACUUCCUGCCGCAUCAAGUUUCUGAUCUACUGCCACCUUUCAAUCGAACGGCCUUGGUUGUCGGCGAUACAGAGUUGCUCACAUUUGACGGCGCUGUUUUGCAUCUGCCUCGUUCCGAGUGUGAGGUCUUGUUGGUGUCGUACCUCUUAAAUGAGCUCACCAUGGAGUUCCCAGAGGAGGGUAGGCCACCCCAGUUCACCAUGACGGUGUCGGGAACGAAAGCUGUCGUCAAGCCUGACCAAGACGUCUUCGUCAACGGGCGUCUCGUGACGCACAACCGUUUCGCUGAAGGUCCCAUCAGCGUUUCCAGGACGCACCUGGAAGUCGCGCUGAGUUCCCAGUACCUGACGCUGCGCGUGUUCCGCACUUCGAGAAUGGCCUCGCUGGAGAUCUCCGGCUGGGCUUUCGGUCGCGUCGGGGGCCUUUUCGGCACCUACGACGGCGAGGUCGGCAACGACUGGAUGAUGCCGAGCGGGGCCACAGCGACCAGCAUGCAGCAGUUGGUGUCCUCCUGGCAGGAGAACCAGGCGUGCGAGACGCCCAACAUCGCCGCCGUCAACCCGUCGUUCUCGAGGGUGGUGCGCUGCAACGCCAUGUUGAACGUUCGGUCGAGGUGUAGCUCCGUCGUGAAGCCAGACCUGUUCGUCCAGAUGUGCUACGCCGGGUACGACGCUUGCGACGCUGCCAGGGCCUACAGGACGCUCUGCGCCGACAGGGGGGUUCUGGCCCUGGUGCCCAUGGGGUGCUGAUCUUUGGGACCUGAUGGGUAUAUUGAGAAAUUGAAGUUAGAUAGUAAUAAGAGGAGGACAAUGAACGUGCUUUUAAUAUCCUUGGCGUUAUGCUUCGUCUUCUUCAGUGCUUCAAAUAUAGCAGUGAUUACUUCACCAUUAUAAUUGCGGAACUGCCUGUAUCAACAUUUAAGUUAUUAUUGUACAGCCUCACUUCAG